AUGGCUUCCUCGAAGGUUGUUUGUUUGGUCGCCUUACUUCUCAUCCUUAAGCUUCAUUUAGCCCAUUGCUACUUCGGUCCAUUCGGCUAUGGUGGCUUCGGGUUCCCGGGGCCGAUGGGUUAUGAUGAUGAUGAUGACAUGGAGAUUCUUUUACCCAUUCUGUUGUUAGCCAUGAGCGGGAGAGGCGACUUGGGAUUCGGAGGUUUUGGAGGUCCGAUCCCUUACGGUCCAGGCUUUGGAGGUUGCGGGGGCGGAUGUGGAUGUGGUUGUGGAAGAUGUUGA
Messenger RNA from Danaus chrysippus (African queen), 282 nucleotides. The record is from the annotation of a GenBank genome assembly. Lineage: Eukaryota; Metazoa; Arthropoda; Insecta; Lepidoptera; Nymphalidae.